Messenger RNA from Dissoconium aciculare CBS 342.82, 756 nucleotides. Its product is annotated as proteasome core particle subunit alpha 3. The record is from RefSeq and is a predicted model, not a curated record. Gene Ontology annotation, cellular component: nucleus; cytosol; proteasome core complex, alpha-subunit complex. Bases 1 to 756 code for a protein of 251 amino acids. The transcript has 3 exons. Gene Ontology annotation, biological process: ubiquitin-dependent protein catabolic process. NCBI's taxonomy places the organism in Eukaryota, Fungi, Ascomycota, Dothideomycetes, Mycosphaerellales, Dissoconiaceae.
AUGUCUCGCCGAUACGAUAGUCGCACGACCAUCUUCUCGCCUGAGGGACGUCUGUACCAAGUCGAGUAUGCGCUCGAAGCCAUUUCACAUGCUGGUACAGCCUUGGGAAUUUUAGCAACAGAUGGCAUCGUCCUGGCAGCAGAGCGAAAGGUCACAAGCAAGCUGCUGGAGCAGGACACUAGCGCUGAGAAGCUUUACAUUCUCAAUGACAACAUGAUCUGCGCAGUAGCAGGCAUGACCGCCGAUGCCAACAUCCUGAUCAACUACGCCCGUCAAGCCGCCCAGCGCUACCUUCUCACAUACAACGCAGACAUCCCAUGUGAACAGCUGGUACGGAGGUUGUGCGAUCUCAAGCAAGGAUACACGCAACAUGGUGGUCUGCGACCGUUCGGUGUGUCUUUCAUCUAUGCAGGAUUUGACAAGCAGAGACAGUUCCAGCUCUACCAAUCCAACCCCAGUGGAAAUUACACAGGCUGGAAGGCGACAAGCGUCGGUGCCAACAAUGCGAGCGCACAAUCUCUCCUCAAACAGGAUUACAAUGAGGAAUGCAACCUCAAGCAGGCAUGCGAGCUUGCUGUCAAGGUGCUCUCCAAGACCAUGGAUAGCACCAAGCUAUCAAGUGAGAAGAUCGAGUUCGCAACCGUGGGAAGGACAGCGUCAGGAAGCAUCUACCAUCAUUUGUGGGAUGCUGACGAGAUUGACACACUCCUGAAGGAGCACGGCCUUGCGAAGAAGGAGGAAGAGCCUGAGACUUGA